AAAUGCAGGUAUUACCUCUGGUCUUCUUUGCUUCGUCUGUCGUCGCUCUGCUUAUCGUGCGCACCCCCAAAACGAAGAGGAGGGUUUGUGCGCUCUAUCUUCAAUGGCUAUUAGGGUUUUCUUCUUCGCAUUUAUCCUCCUUGCCUCUCCCUUUCUCCAAGUUGUUAGAUGUCAAUCGGACAUCGAUGCAGAAGCAGCUGCUGAAGUUGUUGAAGAAGGUGGGCUUGGGAUUGUUGGUGAUGAUAUCCAAGAUUUUGGUGAUGUAUCUUCUUCUCCAGCCCCUGGAGUAGAUACAGUUUGUGUCUUUCCGAAAAAUGCUGCACGUGUGGUGCCAGCUGGGGAAGAGACUGAACUACUAGUUGGAGUGAAUAAUGAAGGCGAGUCAGCUUUGAAUGUCGUUGCAAUAAGGGCCAGCAUUCAUCUUCCUUUUGAUCAUCAUCUACUCGUCCAAAAUCUUACCGUGCAGGAGUUCACUAAUUCACAAGUACUAGUUUCUGCCCAGGCAACUUUCCCAUACAUCUUUGUUGUUAACAAGUACUUGCAGCCUGGAUCGUUUGAUCUUGUGGGUACUAUCUUUUAUGAGGUGGACCAGCAACUACACCAGAGUGUUUUCUAUAAUGGCACUAUUGAAGUUGUCGAGGCUGGUGGUUUUCUCAGCGUCGAGUCGGUUUUCCUUGUUACUCUUGGAGUUGCCCUUAUUGUUCUUCUUGGUUUGUGGAUAAAUGGUCAAAUACAGCAGCUCUCCAAGAAAACAAAGAGGGCACCGAAGGUGGAAGUUGGGACUGGGACUACAGAUGCUUCAGUGGACGAAUGGUUGCAAGGGACGGCGUAUGCUCAAUCGCUGUCUUCAAACAAGUCAAAGAAGAAGAAGUAGGCCCCUUCGCUUGUGCUUCUGUCCUAGGGAUGGAUGGUUUGCAAAGUGGGUGCGGCCCCUCGCGGCCCCCCAUUCGGCUUAAGCAUCCAAAGAUGAGGUUUGUGCUUUUGGAUUUUGUAGUAUUUUGCAUUAUGCAACGAGGUUUUCUUUUUUGCAUAGCGACAUUAAUCAUAGGGAGUUAGAUUCAGAUACUAACAAACAGAAAUGUCCAAAAAAUAUUUUGAAUUUUUCUUUCUUCAA
This is a messenger RNA of Magnolia sinica, 1114 nucleotides long. Its product is annotated as translocon-associated protein subunit alpha. NCBI's taxonomy places the organism in Eukaryota, Viridiplantae, Streptophyta, Magnoliopsida, Magnoliales, Magnoliaceae. Gene Ontology annotation, cellular component: endoplasmic reticulum; endoplasmic reticulum membrane. The coding region runs from base 104 to 874 and encodes 256 amino acids. The record is from RefSeq and is a predicted model, not a curated record. The transcript is spliced from 8 exons.